AUGAAUGGGAAAAGCCACUCAUGUCCAUGAUUCAACAAAAGUGACUAAUGGCAUCAAGUAAAGCCCCUGCAACAUGGGCAGAGCUUCAGGAAAGCUUUACUCGUGUUCGAAAACAAUAUGGUCUUUUACCGCAAGCAGAGUGGGAACCUCUUCUAACUGUGACUGUCCAGGAAAAUGCUGCUACUUCAAAACAAAGAAAGGAGACUACAUCUAUACCACCCUUGCCAAGCAUCAGACAGGAUGUCUCCAAAUCGAAUGCACAAAUCAGAAAAGGAAACAAGCAUCGUAGUGAAGGCUUUUUACGAAACCGGCAUGACAGGGAAUGGAAACUAGAACUCCCACCACUACCGGCGGCAAAAAGGAUAGAAACACAAAAUGGCAAUUUGUUUGUCCUCAAAACCAGGUUAGAAAAGAAAAGAUAUCAACACUGGGACAUAAAGGGACAUGAGCUAUUCAAGUACUUCUCAGAGAACCAAACUUUUGCUUUGAACUUUUUGGAUACCUUUAUGUCGGAGAUUUUGCUUCGUGAAAUCAUCCCUGAUGUUUUCAUGGAGGCUCUAACCAAUAAUGCAACACAGAUAAGGGUGCACCCACAGAAUUCAUAUGACAAAGCAACGAGAAAAGAACAAAAAACAGAGAAUGCAGUAUUGGACUUGUUCUCAAAGCACCUCUUCAAUGAACUGCUAUUGGAAGUUGUCAACGAUUUGUCUGUCAAGGUUAUUAGAAAAACAAUGAGAGAUUUUGUAGAGGACCAUAUUUUAAAAUCUGCUGUUAAUCAAUUUACGGAUGAAAUGAUCAUCAGCAUAAUUCAAAUGGAGUUACCGACAGUGAUACAAGAAAUUAAAGAUGAAAUUCAUCUUGAUGACAUCCUUCAAUAUCUUAUAAACGAUGUUGUCGAUAAAGAAGUGGAAAGCACAAUACAUACAAUCUUUGUUGAACAUGAAGAUGAACGGUCUGUACUGCAGGAUGAUCAGAUUACAGCAAGUGCAAAUAAAUAUUUGAUUGACACAUUUCUCCUGGAGCAUUUAGUUGGACUCAUUGGGACACAGAAGUUAAUUGCAUUUGACAAAGAUGUCUCUUUGUGCCUCUUAGACAGUAUGAUGCUAGAUAUCAUGUUAAGGCAGCACCUCCGUAUACAACAUGGGCAACAAGUUACCCUCGAAAAUCACAGCAUGAAGAUUCUGCAUCAAAAAGCAGUUAGCGGAAUGGCUCUUGAAGUUAUUCUGACUGAACUCAAAAUGUUGAUGGAUGAAGAUAUGGAAGAUGUAUUUGAAUAUGAGAAAGACAUGGAGUUUGGGAGUUAAAGGGACACUAUACUAACUAUAAUUAGAACUGCUACAGCUUCAUGUACUAAUUCUGGUGUCUGUAGCAUGUCCCUGAAAGCUCAGCAAUGUAAACUCUGCCUUUCCUGAGAAAAGGUGGCGUUCACAUUGCUGCCUAGUAACACUUCUAAUGGCUGUCGCUCAGACGGCCACUAGAGGGACUUCCUGGAUUAGUCCUGCAAUCUUUGCAGGACCUACAUUCAGCAUAUCCACGCUCUGCAUAAAGACCCUGAUAUCAUAGAGAUGCAUUGAUUGAAAGUAUCUCUAUAAGCAGAUGCUGAUUGGCAUAGCUCUGCAUUAUGCAAUGCACUAUAGUCUAACAAAACAUUCCUAUGGGAACGCAUUGAUGAUCUCAGCCAUGAAGGAGGGGUAAGCCACGGUGAGACCAGCGCGGCAAUGGAGAAAAGGUCAAUAAAAUA
Pelobates fuscus (common spadefoot toad) is the source of this 1741-nucleotide messenger RNA. RefSeq lists its product as uncharacterized. Bases 48 to 1304 code for a protein of 418 amino acids. The transcript is spliced from 13 exons. The record is from RefSeq and is a predicted model, not a curated record. NCBI's taxonomy places the organism in Eukaryota, Metazoa, Chordata, Amphibia, Anura, Pelobatidae.